Messenger RNA from Cetraspora pellucida, 262 nucleotides. The record is from the annotation of a GenBank genome assembly. NCBI's taxonomy places the organism in Eukaryota, Fungi, Glomeromycota, Glomeromycetes, Diversisporales, Gigasporaceae.
AUGUCAGACAUAGUUAAUAAAGAUAAAGGCAAUAAUAUUCGAAAAUGUACAUAUGUAGAAGAUAAUAAUACUAGUGAUCAAGAACAAGAAACUCAACUUGAUACUGCAAAUUCACAUAGUGGAAGUGGAAGUUAUAUAUGGAGUUAUUUUAAGGUUUUAGAAAAUAAAAUUUAUGCUAAAUAUGAAAUAUGUAAGAGAAAAGAAAAAUGCAUAAAGUACAAAUUUUAUAGCACUACAAGCAAUAUGAUAUAUCAUCUAGAUA